AUCUGAAAUCCGCAGUGGUCUCCUUUGGCUUGGGUGUGUUGUUAAUUGCUUGUCUUGCUUUGCGUUGCAUCAUUCUCUUCUUCAACCUCUCUCUCUCACUCACUCACUAGUCACUCCCUCCCAAUGACCAACUCCAUGGGUCCCCCUCCCCCCAAAAACCCUAAUCCACCCUCUUCUCUCCCAGACUCCGCCCCACCGUCACUGCCUCCAGACUCUGCACCACCGUCAAUGCCUCCUCCUCCGCCGCCUCGCGAUUCGCCAAACCCUUCCUCUCAGGGCGUGGCGGUUCCCUACAAGAUUCCUCCGUGGAGCGCCGCUCCCUGCCACGAGUUCUACCUGGAGGUUCUGAAGGACGGUUCCAUCAUCGACAAAUUCGACGUCUGGGAGAAAGGUGCUUACAUGUUUGGGCGAUUGGAUCUCUGCGACUUCGUGCUCGAGCACCCCACUAUUUCUAGGUUUCACGCUGUUAUACAGUUUAAGAGAAGAGGAGAUGCAUAUCUCUACGAUCUUGGUAGUACCCAUGGAACCUUUUUGAACAAAAAUCAGGUGGAGAAAAACACAUAUGUUGACUUGCAUGUUGGUGAUGUCAUUCGAUUUGGCCGGUCAUCUCGCUUGUUCAUUUUUCAAGGACCAUCUGACUUGAUGCCUCCUGAAACUAAUGUAAAACUCAUGAGAGAAGUGAAGAUGCGUGAAGCAAUGCUAGAUAGGGAAGCUUCAGUCCGAAGAGCAAGGCAGGAAACAUCUAUUGCUGAGGGUAUAUCAUGGGGCAUGGGUGAGGAUGCUAUUGAAGAAGAUGAGGAUGAUGCUGAAGAAGUGACAUGGCAGUCAUUCAAAGGACAACUUACAGAAAAACAGGAAAAAACCCGUGAGAAAAUAUUAAAAAGGAUGGAAAGGAUUGCUAACAUGAAGAAAGAGAUAAAUGCCAUACGAGUUAAAGACGCAUCUCAGGGUGGAUUAACUCAAGGUCAACAAACCCAGAUUGCUAGGAAUGAGCAGAGAAUGGCUCAGUUAUCGGAAGAACUAGAAAACUUGGAAGAGACACUGAAUGAUAGUAUUCGAGAGAGUAUUGGUGCACGCACAGGAAAGAUGUCUCAUGGGAAGAAGAAAGGUGCAGUUGAAGAUGAAGAAGAAUAUUUAAGUGAUGAUGAUGAUGAAUUUUAUGACCGUACAAAGAGAAAGACUGCACAUCAGAAACCUGGUGACAACCAAUCAGUUGAGACUGCAGAUAGUCUUCUUGAUAAGAGAGAUGUCAUCACCAAGGAAAUGAAUGAGAAGAAAGAGUUGCUUAUGAUUGAAAAGAACAAAAUUUUGUCAGAGGGGGCCACACAAGAUGAAGUUGAUGACUCACUUGAUGCAUACAUGUCUGGGCUUUCAUCUCAACUAGUGUUGGAUAAAAGUGCGCAACUUGAAAAGGAAUUGUCUACUCUUCAGUCUGAGCUGGAUAGGAUAUGCUACCUGUUGAAGAUUGCUGACCCGACAGGAGAAGCUGCCAGGAAAAGGGAGUUGAAAGUACAAGAACCGAAACCAAUAAACUCUGAAGAAGUUACCUCUACCAUCAAGAAGAAACCACCUGCAGAAGCACAGAAAAGCAGGGAGCCUUGCGCAAAGGUGGAUAACAUAGAAGCACAGAAAAGCAGCGAGCCUUGUGCAAAGGCAGAUAACAAGAAACCACCUGUGGAAACCCAGAAAAUCAGCAAGACUUCUGUCGAGGAAGAUGGCUCUGUAGAAGGAGAAAAAGCUGCAACUUUGGGUGUUGACAAGUUGGAACCUUGCUCUGACAGAUUGGAGGCUGAAAAUGUUGUAUUUGCUGUACCAAAGCCCCAAUGGCUCGGAGCUGUAGAGGAUAGGGUAACAGAUGAUACCCAACAGUUGAUGCCCUCUCUGCAUCAGCAUGAGAUGGAGGAGUCCAAUCUGUUUGUUGACUAUAAGGACAGGAGCAAAAUGUUGGGCAGUGGUGAUAAUUCAAAGACUUCAGUGGAAUCUAGAAUUGAGUCUGCUGCUCCUGGUCUAAUUUUAAGGAAACGGAAGCAAGUUGAGACAACUGCAACAAAUAGUAAUGAUGACUCUCAACAAUUGACAUCUUCCACUUCAGGAGAAAAAAUGGCUGAGGAUGCCGUUGCACUAUUAUUAAAGCACAAUAGGGGACUGUAUGCUGAUGAUGAUGAGGAAGGAUAUGAAGGUCAAGAGAGGAGGAGGCCUAAAAGAGUGCUUGGGCCUGAGAAACCGUCCUUUUUGAAUAAUGAGAUGGAUUAUGACUCAUGGGUUCCUCCUGAAGGACAAUCAGGUGAUGGACGCACAUCCUUGAAUGAUAGAUACGGCUACUAAGUUUGGCUGAUGUGCACAGCACUGUUCAUUACAAGAAAGAGGUUUAGGCUGUACGUUCACCUAAAUAUUGAUGAGGGAUCAGGCUUACCCUGCUCGGCAUUAAUGAAUUUGAACGUAGAGCUGGUUGUAUGACUUUCAGUGAGUUGGAUCCUUUGUUAAAUAGAAGUAAAAGGAUGAUAAAGUUUAUUGGUGAAAGGACUUAUGUAUAACAGACAAGGAGGGGUGAAAGCACCAUGUGAAAUAUGCGACUGACAGGCAAUGACUGAUACCCUAAUCAACUGCUUGCUGCAUGUACAGCCGAGUAGCGAGUACUUCUGUUUGUGAGAAGUUGGAAAUGAGGCAGGCCACGCCAUUCCUAACAAAGACCAAUGUACAUCAUGUAUGCAUGCUUGCUACUGUCCUUUGGAAAGUAAGGACUGCCUCGAUGCCAUUAUAAAUGUAUUCCUUAAAAUAUGUCGGUGCUUUUGAGGAGUGAUUUGCAUGCACCCUACAAAAUCAAUUAUUUUCCUUUUCUUGUCCUCUCUAAACAUGGUAAAUAUGACGAAUGAUAUGGAGAAGAAAUACUACUGGUUAUAAGCAUGAGAACAUUAAGUGGUAACAGACUUUACA
Molecule: messenger RNA, 2934 nt
Organism: Cajanus cajan (pigeon pea)
Lineage: Eukaryota; Viridiplantae; Streptophyta; Magnoliopsida; Fabales; Fabaceae
Product: SMAD/FHA domain-containing protein
Molecular function (GO): protein binding
Source: RefSeq, a predicted model, not a curated record